GUCGUGUGCAGUUCUAUUAUCCUGAUGGCCGUCUUCGGGAAUCAUCUUUUAGCCCGUCCAUCACCAUUCCCUAUGCUGGCCUUACCUCCACUCAAAUCCCAGGCAGACUUGUUGGUUGGGGACCUGGGGCCAUUCUCACUUUACUAGAUGCAGAACUGAAACCCCUCGUUCAUGCAGUGGAGCCCAUGGAUAUCAGGGUUUGCAAGGUUCGGGAGCAGUCUAAUGAGCUAGUCUCAGGUGGGAUGGGAAAUAUAUGUGUGUGGGGUCUCACACACUUGGUGUGUCACAAACGGGUGAUGGAAGGUUUAGGGACUCACAUGGUGAUUACACAACUAGCUCUGGUCCCUAACAGGGCUCAAUGUGGCCCUACGGUACUGGCUGCAUAUGGAGGAGCUGUGGUUGUGGUUGACAUUAUAGAAGGACGUGUUGUGGACCACAUAAAGAACCUCCAUUUAAGAGAAAUCACAGGGCUGGUCUACUGCCCCCUUAAAGACAGUGUAGUUUCUGCAUCAGAUAUGACAAUCAGAGUGUGGGGACCUGACUGGGAGCUUCAAAUGUCUUUUGUUGGACACAGCGCUCUUAUCACCUCUCUAGUUCUGUGUCCCGUCUCUGGUCUGCUGUUAUCAUCUUCUCUUGAUAGUACUCUAAGAUGUUGGAGGCUAGACAUUGGAGACCAGGUCCAGGUUGUGUCUGUUCCUAAUGGGUACAUGCCUCCCCUGGCCGUGGGGGGUCCCGACAGUUCUGACUGGAUGGAGCCCUGGGAGGACCUAUCCGUCAAAUCUCGACCCCACCAUGCCCUCCUUCCCUCCCAGCAUGUGUACUUUGUAUUCAAGGAAACAGCAAUGUUACAAUUGUCGCAACCGAGACAGGCGAAGUGCUCACAAGAUUCCAAGCCAAGGGACGAAUAA
Messenger RNA from Triplophysa dalaica, 908 nucleotides. Its product is annotated as WD repeat-containing protein 97-like. The record is from RefSeq and is a predicted model, not a curated record. Bases 186 to 908 code for a protein of 240 amino acids. NCBI's taxonomy places the organism in Eukaryota, Metazoa, Chordata, Actinopteri, Cypriniformes, Nemacheilidae. Gene Ontology annotation, molecular function: protein binding. The transcript is spliced from 5 exons.